CCGUCUCGUCUCUGCUCUUGCUCCGAAAAAUUUCCCAAAGCCACAGCCAUGGAGCAAGCUCCGGUACAGAUCGGGCAGUUUAUCCUGGGGAAGAAUCUCGGAAUCGGAGCCUUUGGAAAGGUACGACACCUCGAGCAGCUUGGGGAGGGGUCGAGGGGAAGGCAUCAAUCAAGGUUGAGAAAAACAGGGGUGAUACGCGUGAAAAACUCGUAUUUCCCUACCGUAGACUGCGCCAAAAUAUUUUUUUACGAAAGAUUGUGCGCGAGUUUUGUUGACAUGCCUCCUGUUCUCUGCACGCAAUUUUUUCUCGUGACGUCAUGGAUACUGCUGUUGCAACAACAUGAUCCUUACAACAACAUGAUGCUAACUUUGACUCCUUGUUGACUGUCUGCCUCCUGACUCUCUUUUGCUGCUAUGCCAAUUGCUUUGUGCUGGAUUACUACCGUCAAUGCCUUUUGUAUGCUAACAACUUUCCGUGCCAAUCCACAUCGAUCGAUGCAAACCAAUGAUCAUCACAAAACCAAAACUGCGAUCGGAUGUGACCAACUUCACUUUCCUUGCGAUUGCAUUCCAUUCCAUGUCUUUUGGGUAUCUCGAACCAAACAAUUCGAUCGCAUAAUACGGCUGCGAUGGAUAGGUUAAAUUAGCCACCCAUGUUGUCACGGGACACAAGGUCGCCGUAAAGAUAUUGAACAAGGCAAAGAUCAAGCAACUAGGAAUGGAAGAGAAGGUCCAGCGCGAGAUCAACAUUUUGCAUCUCUGUACCCAUCCACAUAUUAUCCGUCUGUACGAAGUCAUCGACACUCCCACCGACAUUUUCCUAGUGAACGAAUACGUUUCGGGCGGAGAACUCUUCGACUAUAUCGUGAGCAAGGGACGUCUCAGUGCCGACGAGGCCAGAAAUUUCUUUCACCAGAUCAUUUCGGGUGUAGAGUAUUGCCAUUUUCAAAAGAUUGUUCACAGAGAUUUGAAACCAGAGAAUCUAUUGCUAGAUGCCAACGACAACAUCAAGAUUGCAGAUUUUGGUCUUUCCAACCUGAUGCGAGACGGUGACUUUUUGAGGACAUCCUGUGGGUCGCCGAACUAUGCCGCCCCGGAAGUCAUCAGUGGACAUUUAUACGCCGGUCCCGAGGUAGAUGUUUGGUCCUGCGGGGUCAUUUUGUACGCACUGCUGUGUGGUUCUCUGCCCUUUGACGACGAAUCGAUUCCCAAUCUGUUCAAAAAGAUCAAGAGUGGAAUGUACAGCCUGCCGACUCAUCUUUCCCAGCUGGCAAAAAACUUGAUCCCUCGGAUGCUGGAAGUCGACCCCAUGAAGAGAAUCACGAUACCAGAAAUUCGAUUGCAUCCGUGGUUUCAGCACAAACUUCCACCGUACCUCAGACACCCUCCAGAGUUAAUGGAGAAACAGGAACGGGUGGUGGAUUCGCAGGUGAUCGACGAAGUCAUGAAACUUCCCUUUCACAAGGCGUACGGCAGUCUGGCCAACCAAAACGGCAUAUCGAAUCACAUGAACGGUGCCGCAAUGCAACAAUAUCCUACCGUGUCGAGAGACCUGAUCGAAAAGGCCGCAGCCCUGGAAGACAACCGAGAUUCCGACACGCCAAAACUAUUGCGCGAUCUGCGCUGCGCCUAUGAACUUAUCCUAGACCACAAGCACACCCGCCUAAGAGUCAUGGAGGUGGCGAGGGCGAUCAAAGAAGCCGCCAGUGCAACUCCACCGGCGUUUUCACCGGGGGGAUCACGGGGGGCGACACCGGGCGGGAGUCACUACCCCUCCGGAAGGUACGGAUCGGCGAGUGGCGGGAGCUACGACGGUCGAUCCUACGGUUCCAAUCAUUCGCACAAUUCAUCACAAUCUCCCACAACCCUGCAGUCUCCGGCCAACCAAGCAAAGCUUGCGGAAGAGGCAACGCGGGCCCUGACGCAACCGGGGAGCCAACAACACUCAGGGACUCCGUCGGGUCUCUCCCACCCGCCGGCUUCGGCGGCUCAAACACCCCCCAUUGGUGUCGUCGGUGUCGGUAGCCAUCCCGUCGUCCAAAUGACCUCGAGCAUUCCAGGUAACACGGGGAUGAUUGCCCAGCACCAACACGGAAGAAGAACACGACGGUGGUAUCUAGGUAUUCAGAGUAAAAAGGAUCCGGCCCACGUCAUGACCGAGGUCUACAAGGCUCUCAUGGCGCUGGGUUGCCAAUGGCUCCAAUUGUCGUCGUACCGGAUCAAGUGCAAGUGGCGACCAAACGGCCCGCAAGAAAGCGCGUUGCCGGCCUUGCAGAGCAGCCACUUUUCGGGGAUGAUGCCGGCGGCCGGAGGAGAAACAGCGGACGCCGCCUUUCGCCAUACCGUGAGUCUGGCCACCGGCAGCAUGGACACAGACGAAGAUGUUUCGAUGGACGGAGCGAAAGAAAAACAAACUACCGCUCCAACAAAAGUCACGGAUUACAUGAAGGUUGUAGCGGGAGACGACGGACACGAGGUCCCCGUCCCAAACCUGUCCACCCAGAAUUACUCCAUCAAGAUUGGUCUGACGCUGUACAAGGUACAGCAAAACAUUUAUCUAUUGGAUUUCCAGAAAAAAACCGGUGACGCCUUUUCGUUCAUGACCCUGUGUGCCAACAUUAUUACCGAGCUCAAGACGCUCAGUGCGGCGAGCAGGCAGCAGCAACUCUUGCAACAACAGCAAGCGGCAGCUGCAGCGGCGCAGCAGCAAGCGCUACAGGCACAACAACGGCAGGGCCAUGCCUAGGUCAAACAAUGAAUAAGACACGGAUCU
Pseudo-nitzschia multistriata is the source of this 2773-nucleotide messenger RNA. The record is from the annotation of a GenBank genome assembly. NCBI's taxonomy places the organism in Eukaryota, Bacillariophyta, Bacillariophyceae, Bacillariales, Bacillariaceae.